AUGACUUCUAUGGACCAAACCAGCCCCAGGGCUACCCUCAAAGGAACUUCGCCUCUUCCUGGGAUUUCUGCCUCCAAGAGCUCCCCAGCCUCCAGUUCCCAGGGCCUCCUCCACCAGGUCAAACAGUUCUCCAGUGUGAUUGUGAUUGUCCCUUUGCAGCUGCAGAGGGUGCAGGAGGAUCUUGAAGGCCAACAAAAGCAGAUAGGAAACAUCUUGCAGAUCGUGCAGAGCUGUGGCGAACCCCAGGGGUUCCCGUCCAUGGGGAUCGCCCCUGCUGAGCCCAGUGGCCCUGAUGUUCCCCCCCACCUGGAGGCCAAGACCCCGCAGGAGCAGAACUUCACAGAGGUCCUGGCCACGAGGUCAUCUGACUGGCUCUGGUGGCCCUUCGGAGCAGGAGCCCAGCAGGAGACUCAGCCGUCCUGGGACUGUCGGCCCCGGUUUUGGCAAGAUAUUCUGACGGAGCAACUCUGGCAGAUUUUUGCUGGUGUCCCCACCGAGUCCAAAGACCUGGGACACGAACUGACAGAGCAGGCGCCAGGGCUGCUCCUGGACGGCCCAAGACCUCCGAUAGGCCCCCGGACGGGAGCAGAAGCUGGGGUGUGGCCCAGAUGCUGGGAUCCAGAGGACUUUGAGGACACGUGGAGGAGGCCAGACACCUCGCUGGGGCAAUCCAGGCGGCUGGCUGUGCCGCGCCAGCUGGAGGAGAUGCGGUCGCUGGAACACGGGGAGUCCGUGCUCGCCGUGGCUGUCAGCAGCUUCACGCGGCACGUGUUUACCUGCAGCAGGGGCGGCGUCAAGGUGUGGAGCCUGACCGGCCAGGUGGCCAAGGACAGGUUCCCCGAGACCCACCUGCCUGUACAGACCCCAGGGGCCUACCUGCGCGCCUGCCUGCUCUCGUCCAACGGCAGGACGCUGCUCACGGGCGGCUGCAACCUGGCCGGCGUGAGCGUGUGGGACCUGGCGGCGCCCUCCCUGCGCGUGAAGGACGAGCUGCCCUGCGGGGGUCUCACCUGCCAGGCCCUGGCUGCCAGCGCCGACGACAACCUGGCCUUCAGCGGCUUCAGCAGCGGCACGGUCAGGGUCUGGGACCUGCGGGAUCACAGCGUGGUCAGGGACUUGCCGGGCUACCCGAACGGAGCCAAGAGCAUCGUGGUCAAAGCCCACAACAUCUGGACGGGGGGGCUGGACGCCUGUCUGCGGUGCUGGGACCAGCGCAUGGGGAAGAAGCCCUUGGAGCACCAAUUCGAGUCUCAGAUAAUGAGCCUGUCCCACAGCCCCCAGGAAGACUGGGUGCUGCUGGGCCUGGCCAACGGGCAGCAGUGGCUGCAGGACACCCGCGGGGACCAGACACACAUGGUGGGGUCCGAUGACAGUGCCAUCUUGGGCCUCAAGUUUUCCCCCUUUGGCCGAUGGUGGGUGAGCGUUGGCAUGGACAACGUCAACAUCCACAGCAUGCCCGCGGGAAUGAAGGUGUUCCAGGUACCCGAGACCUCCCCCGUCAUGUGUUGCGAUGUGUCUUCCAACAACCGCCUGGUUGUCACGGGCUCCAGGGACCAUGCCUCAGUGUACCAGAUCACCUACUGA
Molecule: messenger RNA, 1584 nt
Organism: Propithecus coquereli (Coquerel's sifaka)
Lineage: Eukaryota; Metazoa; Chordata; Mammalia; Primates; Indriidae
Gene: TLE6
Product: transducin-like enhancer of split 6
Exons: 13
Coding region: 1-1584 (527 amino acids)
Biological process (GO): negative regulation of canonical Wnt signaling pathway; regulation of DNA-templated transcription
Cellular component (GO): transcription regulator complex; nucleus
Molecular function (GO): transcription corepressor activity; protein binding
Source: RefSeq, a predicted model, not a curated record